UUGAUAAAUAAUUUUCGAUUUUCCCUCGAGCACGUGUCAAUAGCGACCGACGACAACAACGAGUCUUUCACGUUCCCUUCCGCAUUCUACACUGUACGCUGGUUACUAUCCCGCAGGCCAUCUUUAGGUGUAUCUUAGGGCCCUGUGCUCACUGUCAUAAAUCCCGUAUACAAUCUAUCACUCGAAAACAUGCUGUCGCGUUGUAGCAUGGUCGUCCUUGCCUUUGCCGUUUUCUCCUCAUUUAUUGGAACGACACGAGGCGCCGAGGAGAAGAUAAAGAUGAAGGUCGGAGACAAGACGGUUGAACGGACAGUGCAGUUACGCACGCACUCAAUAUAUGCGCCGUACAUAGACCAAGACCUGCAGAAUAGAUGGUGGGACUUUGGCGCCGAUGCCUACAUUAAUACCAACAAACACAUACGGCUGACGCGUGACCGACCAUCACAGAUGGGAUACCUAUGGUCCCGUCUACCACUCACGACAGCGAAUUUUAUCAUCGAAAUCGAGUUCAAGGUGUCGGGCGACUCGAACAACCUCUUCGGAGACGGUUUGGCCAUCUGGCUAACGAAGGAACGUGCUCAGCCAGGACCGGUGUUUGGAAACAAAGAUAGCUUCACCGGUUUCGGAUUGUUCUUGGACACGUACGCUAAUUCACGCCACCCAUAUGCCUUCCCUCGCAUCACCGGAAUGAUUGGCGAUGGCAAGACCUCUUACGACUUCCAAAACGACGGAGAUAAACAAGGCAUCGGUGCAUGUUCCUUGAACUUCCGCCGAACAAACGUUGCAACCAAAAUCAAGAUCACAUACAUCAAGGAUAGCGUUUUAGAUGUUAAGCUGCAAUAUAAAGCCUGGGAUGAUUGGACAGACUGCUUCCGUGCUGAUGGGGUCUCGCUACCCACCGCACCCUUCCUCGGGAUGAGCGCGAUGACUGGAGACGUAUCGGAUAACCAUGACAUCAUCACCGUCUCAACGCACUCUGCUAUAAUCUCCCAUGGAGAUCUCCCCUACACGGAGGGCGCCAAGAAACGUUCCAAGAAGAGCGCCGGAUCGUGGACGUGGUUCUUCUUCAAGAUGCUCUUGUUCGCCGGGGUGGGCGCCGGAGGGUAUUACGGUUACCAGGAGUACCGCAGGAGAAGUAGAUAUUCGGGGAUGGGGAACUUUAGUGGAGGGCGGUCGAGCGGGUUUGUGGGAUUCGGCGGUGCAGGGGGGAUGUAUUCGAGUAGCAAGCGUCUGUAGUCGGCCGCGGGAGAGGUUGGUAACUUAUGAGGUUCGGAUAAUCUAAUGCACCCCCAAAGUAUGAGUAUCAUAAUGCAGGGACUCGUUUCAUUUUCCAGGAAAAUUCGAUCUAUGUAUUUCUUCUACAUAUAAAAACAGCAAGC
This is a messenger RNA of Guyanagaster necrorhizus, 1379 nucleotides long. RefSeq names its product ERGIC53, mannose lectin, ER-golgi intermediate compartment. The coding region runs from base 190 to 1236 and encodes 348 amino acids. Gene Ontology annotation, cellular component: Golgi membrane; endoplasmic reticulum membrane; COPII-coated ER to Golgi transport vesicle. Gene Ontology annotation, biological process: endoplasmic reticulum to Golgi vesicle-mediated transport. The transcript has 11 exons. Gene Ontology annotation, molecular function: D-mannose binding. The record is from RefSeq and is a predicted model, not a curated record. NCBI's taxonomy places the organism in Eukaryota, Fungi, Basidiomycota, Agaricomycetes, Agaricales, Physalacriaceae.